Molecule: messenger RNA, 3619 nt
Organism: Sus scrofa (pig)
Lineage: Eukaryota; Metazoa; Chordata; Mammalia; Artiodactyla; Suidae
Source: RefSeq, a predicted model, not a curated record
CUGGUUGUCGGGUGCGCAUGCGCACUUGCGGGCCUGUUCUGACACCUUCGGGCCUCCUGGAAUGGGAGAGAGUAGGAGGUGUCGCGAGAGUUGACCUCUAGCUUUGUGGGAGCUUUAACUAUGGCGAGCUUUGGGGUCGGGGCUGAACAGGAGCCCCUCUUAGGAGACCAUACACCAGGAAGCAGAGGGGAUAUUAUAGAAACUGAGGAGCAUUAUAAGAGCCGAUGGAGAUCUAUUAGGAUUCUGUAUUUUACUAUGUUUCUCAGCAGUGUAGGAUUUUCUAUUGUGAUAAUGUCAAUAUGGCCAUAUCUCCAAAAGAUUGAUCAGACAGCCGAUGCAAGUUUUUUGGGCUGGGUUAUUGCUACAUUUAGCCUUGGCCAAAUGGCAGCUUCACCUUUAUUUGGUUUGUGGUCUAAUUAUAGACCAAGAAAAGAACCUCUCAUCGUUUCCAUUUUCAUUUCGGUGGCAGCCAACUGCCUCUAUGCCUAUGUCCACCUACCACCUUCUCAUAAUAAAUACUACAUGUUGGUUGCUCGUGGAUUAGUGGGAUUUGGAGCAGGAAAUGUAGCUGUUAUUAGAUCAUAUAUUGCUGGUGCUACCUCUCUUCAAGAAAGAACAAGUGCCAUGGCAAACACAAGUGCAUGCCAAGCAUUAGGUUUUAUCCUAGGUCCAGUUUUUCAGACUUGUUUUGCACUCAUUGGAGAAAAGGGUGUGACAUGGGAUACCAUUAAGCUGCAGAUAAACAUGUAUACAGCACCUGUUUUACUUAGUGUCUUCCUGGGAAUAUUAAAUAUUAUUCUGAUCCUUACUAUAUUAAGAGAACAUCGUGUGGAUGACUCAGGACGACAGUGUAAAAAUAUUAAUUUUGAAGAAGUAAGUACCGAUGAAGUUCAGGUUCCCCAAGGAAAUAUUGAUCAAGUUGCUGUUGUGGCCACCAAUGUUCUGUUUUUCGUGGUUCUGUUUAUCUUUGCCCUUUUUGAAACCAUCGUUACUCCAUUAACAAUGGAUAUGUAUGCCUGGACCAGAGAACAAGCUGUAUUAUAUGAUGGAAUAAUACUUGCUGCUCUUGGAGUUGAGGCAGUUAUUAUUUUCAUGGGGAUAAAAUUAGUUUCCAAAAGUAAGAUUGGAGAGCGUGCUAUCCUACUGGGAGGACUCAUCGUUGUAUGGGUUGGCUUCUUUAUCUUGUUACCUUGGGGAAAUCAGUUUCCUAAAAUACAGUGGGAAGAUUUACAUAAUAAUUCAAUCCCUAAUACCACAUUUGGGGAAAUAAUUAUUACUCUUUGGAAGUCUCCAAGAGAAGAUCACAAUGAAGGACCAACUGGUUGUCCAUUUGAACAAGCCUGGUGCCUCUACACCCCCAUGAUCCAUCUGGCCCAGUUCCUGAUAGCAGCUGUGCUAGUUGGAAUAGGCUAUCCAUCCUGCAAUGUUAUGUCCUAUACAUUAUAUUCAAAAAUUCUGGGACCAAAACCUCAGGGUGUGUACAUGGGUUGGUUAACAGCAUCUGGAAGUGCAGCACGGAUUCUUGGACCUGUGUUCAUCAGCCAAGUGUAUACUGCCUGGGGCCCACGAUGGGCUUUCAGCCUUGUGUGUGGGCUAGUGUUGCUUACCAUCACACUCCUGGGUGUGGUUUACAAAAGACUCAUUGCUUUCUCUGUGAGGCAUGGAGGAAUUCAGGAGUAACUUAGCUAAGUCUGUGAUGGAAAGUACUUGUCAUGUAGACCUUCCUCUUUUAAGGCUCUGCUAGACAGUUGUUAGUAGUCAGUUUCCCAAAAUCAGGUUGGAGGUACUGUAUGCUUUGAAUAACAAGAAUAUUUAUUCAAUAACACAGGGAAUUCUAUGUGUAAGUGUGAAUAACAAGAUAACAUAAAAAACUCUGGAUCAUAGUUUCCUUAUCUCAAAAAAAAAUAGUCUUCAUAUAAUUUUUGGGGAGGUGUGUAGCAUGAACUCAUGUGUGAAAGGACAGUGGUCUAUAAAUGGGAAGUUACACUCUUAAUUCAAACUGUCAUUAAAAUAACAAGAGACUAUCUAUGCAGUGAAAUCAUAGAGAGAGUUCUUUAUUUUAGGGCCGUACCUGCGGUAUAUCAAAGUUCCCAGGCUAGGGUUCAAAUUGGAGCUACAGCUGCCGGCCAACACUACAGCCACAGCAACACUGAAUCCUCAACCCACUGAGUGAGACCAGGAUUGAACCUGCAUCCUCACGGAUACUAGUCUGGCUCAUUACCACUGAGCCACAACAGGAAUUUCCCAUAGGGAGAGUUCUGUAUGAAUUACCUGUAAUAGAAUGAAAUUAUAGAAAUUGUCUACCUAAACAGAGAUACAUUUAUUCAAAGGUAUCUCUUUUUUAAUUUAUAAAAAAAAUGGGAGUUCCUGCUGUGGUGUAGCAGGUUGGGGAUCAGGUGUUGUUUCUGCAGUGGUACGUGUUUGAUCCCCAGGCUGGUGCAGUGGGUUGAGGAUCCAGCAUUGCCACAACUGUGGUGUAGGUUGCAGCUGUGGCUUGGGUUUAAUCCCUGGCCCAGAAACUUCCAUGUGCCAUAGGUGCAGCCAAAAAAAAAAAAAAAAAAAAAAAAACGAACAAACAAAAAACCCACCAUGCAUUUUUUUGUUACUAUCGAAUUUUCUUUACGAAAUAAAAUCAUUACUUCUAAAUUUUCCACUCACCAUGCCUGCCAUUCCACAUUAGCUUCUAUAAGUCAUUGUUUUUAAUACUAUACUUUUGUCUUAAUUUUGGUUUGGGAUCUCGCUGAAGAAUCCCAAAGUUAAUACAUGAGUAUGAGUAAGGCUCAUAUUUGAGGAAUAAAGAGAUUAAGCGAUCAAGAUGGGUUUCACUACCUUUAGUAGGGAUAACCACUUUUUUCUUUGAAGUCCUAAUAAAUAAUUCACUUUAGAAAUAUAAGCCAGAUGUAUCUUGUAUACAUAUUGAACAGCAAACUUAAAAUUGUUGGCAUUUUCCAAAUCCUUUAAAUUCUGGAGAAAAACUAUUACUUCAUUUACUUCUUCUGUCUCUCAAUAGUGGUAUGGAAGACACAGAAGUUUUCAAUCUGUGUCUGCAGAACUCCUCAGAACUACAGAAUUUUGGAGUUCUCGUCGUGGCUCAGCAGAAACGAAUCUGACUAGCAUCCUUAAGGACGCAGGUUCAAUCCCUGCUUAACUCAGUGGGUUGAGGAUCCAUCGUUGCCAGAACUAUGGUGUUGGUCUCAUGCAUGGCUUGGAUCCUGUGUUGCAGUGGCUGUGGUGUAGGCAGGUGGCUGCAGCUCCAAUUCAACCCCUAGCCUGGGAACCUCCAUAUGCCAUGGCGUGGCCCUAAAAAGACAAGAAACGACAGAAUUUUAAGUUUGAGUAGUUCAUGCCAGCUGUAAAACAGUCAAGCUAAUAUUUGAGGUAAAAUGGCUUUAAUCUAACAGUUUACUGAGUUUACAAAUGUGGGCUAAAUCACAUUCUCUGUGUAUACACUUCUACUCUAUGUAGAUCGAAUGCUGCUAAAAGGGACUAGCACAAAGCUAUGUAUGUAGAUAAUAUUACCCCAAAAUGCAGAAAUAUUUCUAAAUACUUUCCCAAAUGUUCCUACUGUAAAUUAUAAAUAUUUUCAAAUAUGAGAGUAAACACUAUAAUCUGCACUUUA